AUGCCCGCCCACAACGACAUUGAAGCUUUCCACGCCGCCCUCCGCUCCUCCCGUCGCAUCAUGGCUCUCUGCGGGGCCGGACUCUCCGCCUCCUCGGGCCUUCCCACCUUCCGUGGCGCCGACGGCUUCUGGCGAAGACGAGACGCAACCCAGCUCGCCACGACGGCCGCCUUUCGCAGCGAGCCUGGUCUCGUCUGGCUCUUCUACGCCUACCGUCGACACCUCGCUCUGCGAGCGCAGCCGAACGAUGCUCAUCGCGCCCUGGCCGCCCUGGCGCGCACCAUGGGUGAGCCAGGCUUCUUGUGUGUGACGCAGAAUGUAGAUGACCUUUCUCAACGUGCUGGACAUCCGCCGUCGCAGCUACUCCCCUUCCACGGCUCGCUGUUUGACAUCAAGUGCUCUGAUGAUCGGUGCGCAUGGCUCCAGAGAUCGAAUCGGGAUGACCCGUUCUGCCCGGCCCUGGCUUCAGCAUCCGUAGAUGCACCCCUCGGCACGGUCAAUCCCAUACUAGACCCUGCCCAGCCUAUCCCUCAGAUCGAGGCAGAUGACAUCCCUCAUUGCCCGAGCUGCAAGACUGGUCUCCAACGUCCCGGCGUUGUGUGGUUUGGCGAAGACAUCGACCAGACGGUAAUUGACAAGGCAGAUGAUUUUCUGACAAGAGAUGGCGUGGACAUGCUCAUCGUCGUUGGGACAUCGGCCCAGGUCUGGCCGGCCGCAGGGUACAUUCUCAAGGCGCGCAGGCGGGGGGCACGCAUCGCCGUCGUCGACCCUAAUGCUGAGAGCAUUGGAUCUCUGCACAUGGGCGAUUUCGCCUUUUCCAGCGACGCUGCGACGUCCUUACCUUCUUUGCUGGAGCCAGUCAUUGGCGCACCGCGACCAGAUGGAAGCUUCGAGAAGGAGUGA
Geosmithia morbida is the source of this 903-nucleotide messenger RNA. RefSeq names its product NAD-dependent protein deacetylase, SIR2 family. The record is from RefSeq and is a predicted model, not a curated record. The transcript has 3 exons. Bases 1 to 903 code for a protein of 300 amino acids. Gene Ontology annotation, molecular function: NAD+ binding. NCBI's taxonomy places the organism in Eukaryota, Fungi, Ascomycota, Sordariomycetes, Hypocreales, Bionectriaceae.